Cylicostephanus goldi is the source of this 801-nucleotide messenger RNA. NCBI's taxonomy places the organism in Eukaryota, Metazoa, Nematoda, Chromadorea, Rhabditida, Strongylidae. The record is from the annotation of a GenBank genome assembly.
AUGUUGAUCGAAGGAGCAACAAAUCAAAGCAAACUUUCGUCCUUCAGGUUUUGUGCGGAAGACUAUAAUCCUUUCGAUGUGAAUAAGCUGGACAAGUACGUUGUUGGGGACGACUACACGCCUAUCUGGGAGAUACCUUCACUCAAGGACUAUUUUCUCCAUCAGAAAUUAGGAUGGAAAGGAGCAUUCGACGCUUAUUUGAGGUCACAAAAUCAGGAUCCACAAAAAAUCUGGGACAGAAUAGACGAGAUAAUUGCGGAGGUAUUUCAAAAGCAACAAGUGAUGAUGCUACACGCUUUGAAGUCAGUCCAGUCCAAAGCAAAUUUCUUCGAACUGAGCCGAUUUGAUUUCGUGGUUGAUGAGAACCUGAACGUUUUCCUCAUGGAGGCCAACAUGUCUCCAAAUCUCUCAUCAGGACACUUCGCUCAGAAUCAGAUUCUCUACGAGCAAGUGCUCUAUAACGUUUUCUCACUUGUUGGCAUAGCAUCUGCAUUCACCAAGGAAGUUCACGAACGAUCACGAGACUAUGACAAUGCUCCCAAAUUUCUUGCUCCUGACCAAAGCAUUUAUCUAAUUGCACCCGAAUGCUCGAACUGCUCAUCAUGUGAUGCUAUGAUGGUAGGAGUUUCGGAGUUCGUAAUCUCUUCGCUAGCAGAAGUGCGCCAUAGUGCCAAGCCUCACUGCGAUGAAGGAGAACUGACGGCGGUCUUAGGGAAAUGGUCGAUACCGCAUAAGCCGCUGAUACUGUCAAUGAGACAGAAGAUAUGGGCGAACCUAAAAUACCCCAUUGCGAUGUAUUAA